Chlorella variabilis is the source of this 1947-nucleotide messenger RNA. RefSeq lists its product as hypothetical. Gene Ontology annotation, biological process: transmembrane transport. NCBI's taxonomy places the organism in Eukaryota, Viridiplantae, Chlorophyta, Trebouxiophyceae, Chlorellales, Chlorellaceae. The record is from RefSeq and is a predicted model, not a curated record. Gene Ontology annotation, cellular component: lysosomal membrane. Gene Ontology annotation, molecular function: transmembrane transporter activity. The transcript has 21 exons. The coding region runs from base 1 to 1947 and encodes 648 amino acids.
AUGGGUUUCAAAGGACCCAUCGGCUACACAGUAGAGUUCAUCAAGAACCAGAUAGACAAAAGCAAGGCGGGAGAUGCAGCUCCGGCCGAAGGGGGCCCUGCCCCAGCCCCCAAAGGGGAUGCCGUCAGCCUUGAGCCCGCAGCGCCCCAGCGGAAGGAGCCUCCCGCCCAGCCUGCCGCCCCUGCUGCCACCGCUGCCAGCCCCAAGCAGCCGGCGGAGGAGGGCGGCUUCAAGGGCCCCAUCGGCUACACGGUAGAGUUCAUCAAGAAUCAGAUGGACAAGGGCAAGGCUCCGGCGGAUGGCAGCUCGGCAGAGGGCAAAGACGGCUUUGAUAAUGUGCCGCUGGACGAAGAGGCGAUCGGCAAGGCCGGCAGCCCCGAGCAGUCGGGUGUGCCGCGCGACGCGGCCAACGCCCGCUCCAAGCGGCUCGCCACCAGGGCCAUCAUGAUCAUGGGCUUCGCCCUGGCUGUGGACUUCACCAUGAGCCUCAUGUCCAUCCAGCCCCUCUACUACGUGCUCGACGGCCCCGAGCACGUGUAUGGCCUCACCUUUGGCUCCUACGACCUCACAGCCAUGCUCUUUGCGCCCUUGUUUGGCUACUGGACUGACCUGACGGGCACAUUCAAGAAGCAGAUUGUCGUGGGGGCGGUUGUGAAUGCCAUCGGCAACCUGCUGUACGGCUUUGUGUACCUGGCCGAUGCCUGGUGGCUCAUGCUGGUGGCAAGAGCCAUUGCGGGCGUGGGCGCCGCCACCCUGGGAAUCGGCAGCAGCUACGUCACGCAGACCACCACCUCUGCCAGGCGCCAGAUUGUGCUGGGGUGGUACAGGAUAUCUCAGAAUGUGGCCCGCAUGGUCGGCCCCUUUGUCGGCUACCUCUUCCUAGGCCUGCCCAAUGUCAACCACGGCUCCUCUACUGGCUUGAAGCUGUUCAACUGGUACACAAUCCCCGGCUGGGCCGCUUUUGCCCUGGUGUCCGUGGUGCUGGGCCUGUUUGUGUGGUGGUUCCGGGACCCCACUGACGAAAACGAGCACCGCGUGCAUCCCGAUGACCCCAUGACCCAGGGCCCGCCCAGCCCCGAGCGCAUCGCCCGCUUCCGCGCCUUCACCCUGGGCUGGCUCCUCCUCAGCUUCCUCACCAUCUUCUCGUUUUCCGGGUUCACCGCCAACCUCUUUGCGCUGUUUGCCGGGCAGUAUCACCAAGUUACAAACCAGGGGGAGAAUUGGAGGACCUACAUCGGGAUUGGCGCUGGUGCCGCGACUUCUGCCUGGACCUUCCGCGUGAUGAUCAAGUGGAUCCCGCAUUGGUGGGAGGAGCGCAAGCUGUGCCUGCUGAGCAACCUGCUGCUGCUGGUCACCUGGCUGUUGGUCAUCCCCUAUGGCGGCUCCACCUCCAUCCCCUCUGAUGUGCUCUUCUACGCCUCAACCGCCAUCGCCGGCUUCACAGGCAAGCACGCGCGCGCGCCGCCGCCCGCCACCUGCUUUGUGAUCAACCAGGCCUCGCUGGAGACAGUGUACUCCAAGAAGGUGACUCAGUAUGCUGACGUGGUGGGCGGCAAGAUUGGGCGGUACAUGGGAGCGUACUUCAUGGCCAGCUCAGCCGGGCGCUUUGCGGGCCCCCUCGUGGUUGCGGGCGUGACGCGCAUGGCCACUCCCUCUGGCGAGACCAACUACUGCACCGAUUGGGUGACCGAGCCUGACGGCAGCUUCUCGUGCAACGGGCCCCCAGACCAGCAGUGCGUCAUCACGGGCGACCAGUACUACAUCUUCGGCUGCGUGCUGUACAACGUCAUCCCCAUGUAUGCAGUCAUGGCAGCGCUGCAAGCGGCCAUCGGUGUGGGACUGGUGGUGCUGCUGUGGAAGAACUGGAGCUACGAGAACGAGGGUCCGGCGGCGGCGGCGGCAGAUGCCAAGGAAGCCGAGCCGAGCGCCACCACGCCCGCGUCCUGA